This is a messenger RNA of Falco peregrinus (peregrine falcon), 1197 nucleotides long. RefSeq names its product cysteine rich secretory protein 2 (gene CRISP2). NCBI's taxonomy places the organism in Eukaryota, Metazoa, Chordata, Aves, Falconiformes, Falconidae. The record is from RefSeq and is a predicted model, not a curated record. The coding region runs from base 83 to 817 and encodes 244 amino acids. The transcript is spliced from 8 exons. Gene Ontology annotation, cellular component: extracellular region.
CACAGAGCUCUAGAGUGAGGAGAGCCUUCCUCACUCCGGUCACUCUUUCUAAGAUACAGAAGGAUUCUGGCUGGACAAAGAAAUGAGUCUACUAACUGCAAUCAUUCUCCUGGCUGCUUUGCUACACCAGUCUGAUGGACAGGGUUUUCAGUAUAAACAAGAAGACAUCUUGUCUCCUCAUUUUAAGUCUCAUAACCAAAAAGACAUCCUUGACCAACACAAUGAAAUACGGAGAUCUGUAAUUCCCACUGCCAGCAACAUGUUGAAGAUGGUGUGGAGUGAGAAAGCUGCCAAAAACGCGAAGAAAUGGGCAAAUAAGUGUGGGAUGGAAGUGAGUCCAAGCAAUCAGAGAGUCAUUAAUGGUGUCACCUGUGGUGAGAAUAUACUGCUGUCAUCUUACCUAAAAACAUGGGCUGAAGUAAUUCAAGCCUGGCACAGUCAGUCCUCCAAUUUCAAGUAUGGACUUGGAGCAAUCAAGAAAAAUGCCAAUAUUGGGAGCUAUACUCAGCUAAUCUGGUAUAACAGUUACCAGGUUGGAUGUGCAGUUGCCUACUGUCCUAGGAGCGAGCUCAAAUACUUCUAUGUUUGCCAAUACUGUCCUGCAGGAAAUAAUGUAAUGCAAAUAGCUACACCUUACAAGAGCGGACCAAAAUGUGCUGACUGUCCCGGUCACUGUGACAAAGGGCUUUGCACCAAUCCUUGCAAGUAUAAAGACUCCUUCGAAAACUGCAGAGAACUGAAAACUUUGCUUACCUGUAGCAAUUCACUGAUGAAGAAGUGUCCUGCUACCUGUAAAUGCACCACUGAAAUCAUAUAGUGACCUGGUGAGUGUCAUUACAGCUGCUGUGAGACUUAUUAGGAAAGAGCAGAACUCACUGUGAAGGGUAUUCACUCUGAGUGUCCAGAUUGACUCAGAUUUUUUUCUGAAAUCUCACCAUUACUUCAGUCCUAAAUAAGUCUAGUAGCUCAAAAUAACCUCCGAUGUUAUUUUAGACUUUACAGAAAUCAUGCUUCAGCUACUGAUGCCUGCCCUUGUGGUUUUCCUUGCAGUAGAUCUUCCACCGAUUCAUUUAUUUUUAAUGGGAAACACACUUUGCAAAUGCUUCACUUUUUUUUCAGAUUAUGUUAAAUGCCACUUAACUUUCCUCUGUUACCUUUUCUUUAUCAAUGGAAUAUGUUUCUGCUAAAUAAAUACAU